GUCAAAACUGACUUUAUCGCCAGGGGUAUGGGGCUAUGUUAGAUACGGGCGACUCAAUCCUAAAGGGAAGAGCAUUCCGUAGUCGAGGCUUGGGAUUCACGGUUUGAUCGUCAGCGUCGGGGGCUUCGGUAUUUCCUCCUCUCGUCACAUAAUAUGUUGCCUCCGUUUCAUGCGUAUCUGACCGCAGGUAUCUUGUGUAUUUGCAGUUUCUUGAGCAGGUUAGCGCCAUCUUUGCAUCCCUUGAUUUAUUCCUUGGUUUGUACUUGUACUUUAAUCCAUUGUCACAGAUUUUUACGUUGGUAUAUAGUCUCAAAUUAUCAGCGAAAUCUUGGAGCGGCUGAUACUACUUCUUUAUUGCAUCAUCCAGGGGGUACGAUUUCGACUGUAUGCAUUGGCAUUCCAGGAACCAAACCCGCCAAACCCUUGGAUGUUUUUCGCUUAAAAGUCCCUCACACACUAUCCUUUGAUAGUCAGCCAUGCUGGCGCGCCUAUCAAAGCUAACCCCGUGAAUAGACAUUUGAUAACAGCUUUAUUUUUUCCUCGGCAGACCAUUCAGACGAGGACACCCACGCGAUCGCGGGGCCGAGGUUGAUCACGAUUCCAUACUCCGAGAUUUGUGGGCUCCUCUGAAUCGAGUGUGGAUGACCUCCGAUUGCUAGAU
Desarmillaria tabescens is the source of this 661-nucleotide messenger RNA. RefSeq lists its product as uncharacterized. The transcript has a single exon. The coding region runs from base 154 to 501 and encodes 115 amino acids. Lineage: Eukaryota; Fungi; Basidiomycota; Agaricomycetes; Agaricales; Physalacriaceae. The record is from RefSeq and is a predicted model, not a curated record.